Messenger RNA from Argiope bruennichi, 1625 nucleotides. Its product is annotated as protein maternal effect lethal 26-like. NCBI's taxonomy places the organism in Eukaryota, Metazoa, Arthropoda, Arachnida, Araneae, Araneidae. Gene Ontology annotation, cellular component: nucleus; cytoplasm. The record is from RefSeq and is a predicted model, not a curated record. Gene Ontology annotation, molecular function: ubiquitin protein ligase binding. Bases 172 to 1344 code for a protein of 390 amino acids. Gene Ontology annotation, biological process: proteasome-mediated ubiquitin-dependent protein catabolic process; regulation of proteolysis. The transcript has a single exon.
CAAAGGCCUUGGGAAAAGCAUGCACUCUCGCUCUCGUUUUUGUUAUCGAUAGAAAACCCUGCACGCUCUUCAAAAUUCUUUCUACGGCGAAUUCACGGCUCUGUCUUUCUGCUUUGCUCGCUCCAAGCGUACAUAUUUAUUGUGACAAAGUUGCCGGUAUUUUCAAAUGCAAUGGAGCCAAAACAACCGAACAAAAAUGAGGUGAUCAUGCGUACAGAAAAUCCCGUUCAUGAAGGAGAUUUAAAAUGGAUAAUUGACAACGCUUGUAAGCUCGCAAGAAGACUUAGAAGUUCAAACUUUUCUUUGCAAACGCAAUGCCAACCUGAGUUCCAAAUAGUGGCCAAGUUCAACGAGAGGUACCCAGAGGCACACGUGACAAAUGUCAACAUAGGUAUCCAGCGAAUAGAUUCUGGUGAUAAAAGUGUUUAUGUGACAGCUAUUGCCCAACUCUUGAAUACAGAUGAUGAUGAAUAUUGCCGUGAAGAAGUCAGUUUCACAUGUCCCUCUGGUGGUGCUCCUUUCUACAUCUUUUCAGAACUCUUUUCUGAUUCUGCAAGCAAGCUGUCAUUCCCCAGAUCCAAAAAGGGGAUAUCUUCCGAUGACAUUGACGAUUUAUUUCAUCUGCAAGUGAAAAAUCUGGUAGCGUCCCAUGGAAAUGUAAAUCGAAUUUUCAUUCUGCCAAAAGACAUUUUGAUUGUUAAAGUGCAUAUCAAAACCUUCGGUUGCUGUACAUCAACUAACAAAGAAGAGGUUCCAGAUGUACCAGAGAGAUUAACUCUGAAGUCCCAUGUUGACCAGCUGUUGAAUGAUUUCAAGCGUGCUUACCAGCACCAAGAACUGACAGACAUUGACUUGGUAGUUGAUGACAAAACUAUCAGGGCUCAUAAGUUUGUUCUUCAAGCCAGAUCUCCUGUUUUCAGAAAUAUGUUUGAACACAAUCUUUCAGAAACCACAGCAGGUACUAUACAAAUAGAUGACAUAGAGUAUACAGUUCUCCAGGCCUUGAUAUGGUACUUGUAUACAGCAGUCGUGCAAAAAUUACCGUAUGAUGAUCUAUGCGAUCUGUAUGAAGCGGCAGAUAAGUAUCAGGUAUCCUCCCUUCAGAAGGAAUGUGCAGAAAUUUUGAAGUCCAUGCUUAGUGUGGAUACUGCUUGCAGAAUUCUGGUUUUGGCAGACUUGCAUAACGACUCUUACCUACGGCAGGAAGCUGUAGAUUACAUUUGGAGUAAUUUCGCCAAAGUCAAAGCUACUGAGGAAUGGGAGCUUACGAUGCACUCUCAUCAAAAAGUUGCUUCUGACGUUUUGGAAAAAGUAUGCAAUUUCAGACCCGAAGUCAAAAGUUAAAGAUCUUUACAUAAGAAAUAAUUGUUGAAUCAUCAGUGAUUUAACGUUGUUGGCUAUUUUAUGUUUGAAUUUAUAAAUUUUACGUUUUCAGAUACAGUGUAAACAUAAGAUUUUUACUUGCAUAUAAACUUCUACUCUUUCUAAUAUAAUUAUAUAUUUUAUGAAAUAUGAAUUAUAUGCGUUAAGAUAUUCUUUCCCUUAUGAUGUUUUUCUUGCAAUAAUUAUAUUUUCCUCCUACUUUCUUCAGUUAAUUUCAUAAUAAAUCGAGCAUAAAACAGGAA